GGAAGUCGAAGUGCAGCCUUGAUGGGUUUGUUUGAUGAAGGAUCUGUACUACCUGGAGACCUACAGAGAGGGGACAAUCAGGCCAACAUGCUUGAUAACCCUUGGAAAGGAGCAGAAGCUUAUCAUUUUCUCCUUUUGGCACAACGGCAACUUUAUGAAGGUUAUGUUGAUGCUGCCAUGAAAACUUGUCUGCACUUGAGGGAAUAUGAUGGGCUUCUAGACCCAGAAGAUAUCUAUGCUCUUCUGGCUUUGGCCUCUUGUGCUAACAGGGCCUUUGCAACAUGUUCACGAGCAUUUAUAAAGCUGGAGGCUUUACCUGAGAUUUCUAAGGUAAAGAGGGAAGCAUAUGAGGACCUAGCAAUGAAUAUUUUCAUGAAGUAUAGUCCAAAGGAUUCUCGUAGCAACCGAGCAGAGUGUACAAGUUGUGAAACAAUGAUCCCUGAUUGGGUUAGUGUCUGUCCAAGCUGCAACACACGAUUUGCAACCUGCAUUGUAACAGGCCGACCAAUAAUGGAUGUAACUGCUGUAUGGACAUGCUCAGCCUGCAAGCAUUCUGCACUGGAACAAGAUAUGACCAUGCGAGCCCACUGUCCUCUGUGUCAUUCUGUCAUUUUGUCGAAUUAAAUUUCUUCAGAUAGAAUAUAAAAUACUGUAAUACAUUACAUGACACAUUCAACUCUUCUAAGGGCAGUUAUAUAUAAAACUAGCUGUGACAGUAUGUUUAACUGAUGGAGCAAUUUUAAUUUUUGAAUUGGAAUAUAAGUUGAGAUAUGGAAAAUUACCUUUAUAUUUUAUAGGCAUAAUACAGAA
Molecule: messenger RNA, 810 nt
Organism: Homarus americanus (American lobster)
Lineage: Eukaryota; Metazoa; Arthropoda; Malacostraca; Decapoda; Nephropidae
Product: WD repeat-containing protein 35-like
Exons: 4
Coding region: 22-624 (200 amino acids)
Biological process (GO): intraciliary retrograde transport; protein localization to cilium; non-motile cilium assembly
Cellular component (GO): intraciliary transport particle A; non-motile cilium
Source: RefSeq, a predicted model, not a curated record